This is a messenger RNA of Hydractinia symbiolongicarpus, 9493 nucleotides long. RefSeq lists its product as uncharacterized. NCBI's taxonomy places the organism in Eukaryota, Metazoa, Cnidaria, Hydrozoa, Anthoathecata, Hydractiniidae. The record is from RefSeq and is a predicted model, not a curated record. Gene Ontology annotation, molecular function: protein binding; protein tyrosine kinase activity; ATP binding. The transcript has 32 exons. The coding region runs from base 201 to 9302 and encodes 3033 amino acids. Gene Ontology annotation, biological process: cell-matrix adhesion; protein phosphorylation.
UUUUAAUUGUAAUUUUUUAAUUGUUUAUUAAUUUAUCUUUUUUUCUCUUAGAUAUUAAUUUUCAAUUAAAUGUAAAGGUAAUUUUAUUUAACAUUGUUUGAAUUUAUGUAUAAAAUAUUGUAAACAUUGACAGAAGUUGUUAGAAGCUCAACCCUGACCUUUAUUACUUCAUUGGCAGAAUUGUUUUGUGAAGUUCUCAUAUGAUGUUUGCUUUAAUCUGGAUUUUUUUAACCUAUUUUGAUAUUCAGUCUGCAGGCGCUUCCGACCUAUACCCAUAUGGCUUAGAGCAUGGAGACAAUGUGAUGAAAUCAGAUUAUGAAAUAUUGAAGCUAUCAAAACCGAUUCUUCUUACUGAGCGUUACAACGAAAUAAAGAUUGAUAAAGGUGGCUUGCUCAGUUACGGCUAUAGGAAUAGAGGCUCAAUAAAAAUAUACCAGAAAACCAGUCGUGAUUACAGUUCGGGUCAUGUUUAUUACCGAGAGACCUAUGAUCAGCAUUUCCUAUCAAAAGCGAACAUUGACGUAAAAAAGCACGCUAAAAAAGAAUUCGCUGCAACACAAGGUGUUGUAGCUACAUUUAUCAAUAUGACUAUUUAUUUGCACAACACCCGAAAAGAAACUUUUCAGGCUGUGAUUGUUUCUAACAACUCUUCAACGUUUAUAAUUUUAAAUUAUUACCGUUUGGAUUUGAACGGCGCCGAAAUUGGCUUUUAUGAGUCAUUUUGUGUAUGGAAGCCUAUAUAUACUCCCAAGACAAGCAAAAGAGUACUUGCCACAUCCAACAUUGGCAUAAGAGGUCGACAUGUUUUUGAAUUUAAUUUUCGCUGUGAACAACCAGAACUUUAUCCAUAUGGCUACGAAAACGGAGACAGAAGAAUCAGUUCUAAUAAAAGAUACGAAAUUCUGACGUUAUCUAAGCCAUUUUUAUUUUUCUCGCAGACAGUCCAAAACCUUUAUAUAUAUCCAAACGGUAUCAUUUCUGCUGAAGAACCAAUAAUUGAUGAUGCACCUUUGAAAUUACCAGCACCAUAUAUUGCAUUUAUGUUUACUUUAUCUAUGCAAUCGGCAAGCCUAGGCAAAUCUGAAAAGAUAUACUACAGAGAAAGCUUUAAUCAAGCUCUUCUCGGAAAUCUUACUGCUGUUGUACACAGAUACAUUGGCAACAUAAAUUUCACUGCGUCGCAAGCCGUUAUCGUAACUUACACUGAUUUGGAAUGGAACCUGAAUGAAAACUUUACUGUAACUGCACAAAUAAUUUUCAUUUCUGAUAGCGUGUUAACUUAUUACGUUGGCAACUUUGUGUCUUUGCGUGCUCCUUAUAUUGGAUUUACAGAAUGGUUUUGCCAUCAUAAGUAUUUUUACCAUGACAAUGGGGAAAAAUACUGGAAAAAAGACGUCCAAUCUGGAUUUCAUAUUGACAAUAAUGUUCGCACAAGGGGCCGAAGUGUCCUGCUUUUGUCUUCUGGCCAUUGUGUGGUCCCAGGUUUGUACUCUUUUGGUUUGCUUCACGGGGACGUAAUAUUCACCAAAUCACCACACAUUGAGUGCGCUAAUUUCUUUGUUAAUAUUUCUAAUGGAUGGAAGAAUUUUGGACACACAUAUGUUGGCUUAUUAGAUAUACUGACAUUGUAUUUGCCUAUGUCAAUUGCAAGUGACAGCUUUAUUCGUUUGUGUACUUACCCUUCUUACUUAAAACAAAAUCGCAUUUACUUUCGAGAAAUAAGAACAAAUAAUGAAUUGCUCGGUGCUAAUGAGGAAAUUUACAAACACAUCCAGGCCAACUUCACUGCAUCUAAAGCGUUUUUGUUGACAUAUAUUGCUGGAUCCGAUGAAACCCAAUUUCAUGCAUGGUUCGAGAUGCAAGUUUUAGUUGCUACGGAUAAUUAUUCGAUUUACGUUGUUGUCAACCGUACAAAGCACACCUGCAGAUACGAAUGGUGCUCACAUUUGAAGGCGCUGGUUGCUUCAGGUCGUAAUUUGGAACUUUUAUAUGACAAUAAAGGUUUUAACGUGUAUAAAUAUGUUGCUACACAUUUAGCUCCAGAACUAUUUCCAUAUGGUUCAAAGUAUGGAGAUGUGAGCAUGAAUGCAACGAAAAAUGCAAUAGGAAAACUGGUUCUAGAGAAGCCAAUUUUGUUUCUAUCCAAUAAUGCAUCCGAACUAUACAUUAAUGAUCAAGGGCGAAUUUCAUCCCUAAAUAUGAGUAAAAAUGAAUAUACCUUUUUUAACCGAUAUCCUGUGAUAAUGAUAUAUGGAAAGCAAUUUGAUUUGACACAAGGAGGAAAGAUUUAUUACCGUGAAACAUUCAAUCCAGUCGUUUUAGCAUUGGCUAACAAAGACAUUAAUGCAUACAGAAAUGCAUCUGAUUAUGUCUCCAAGCAAGCAGUUAUCGUUACGUAUAUUAAUGUGUCUGCAUAUGACCAUCCACAAGAUUUAAACACUUUUCAACUGGUAAUCGCCUCAAAUGGCAACAUUUCCUAUGCUGUCAUGACAUACACAAAUGUAACAUCAGUUAACGCAAAAACAGAAUUCACCGAUGGUUUCUGUUUUACUCAACAAUUCGAGAUAUCUGGAGAUAGUAGAAAAGUCAGCUUUACAUCUAAUGUACAGUUUCCAGGCAAACACGUUUAUCUUUUAACAUCGUCUCAAUGUCGGGGAAACAAAGCAGAUCUGUAUAUGCACAAAACUUACCAUGAAUCGAAUGUUGAUAAAACAAUCAUUUUACCAGUUCCGAUGCUACUUUUUUCAUACAAAACCAGAAACAUAUUUAUAUCUAUUUUAGGAAUGGUUGAAGUAAAUAGAGAGGAAAGAAGUGAUAGUAGAUUUGGGAUUCUUUACCCUCGAACGGCUUCUAUUUACCUGUAUUACGGCGACAUAAAACCCCAUGAUUUCUAUCACGAAUUAUCGUUCGAUCAAGAAACGCUGAAAAAAGCGAAUGCAGACAUCCACUUAUACGGCGAUAUUGCAUUUAAGGCUACAAUAGCAUUGAUCAUAACUUUUUUUGACACGCCUAGCUCUAUUGAGGAGAGUUACCUUAACACCUUCCAAUUAGUGCUUGCGUCAAACGGCAGUGUAACAUAUGCCAUAUAUAAUUUCAUGCGACUGGAUGAUACUUGCACUAGAGUUGGUUUUGAAGAAGAUUUUUGUGGAUCAGUAACACUUGCAAAUAGUGAUUGUAAUAGACUUUUGGACACCUCCAACAUUGGCGUACCAGGAAGGCAUAUCGUAAAAGUCACAUCAAAGUGUCACCAAGCAGAACUGUAUCCUUACGGAGAAGCGCACAAAGACGUUAAAAUGCUUCCAGGUCAGCGCCACAUGGAGAUGUUAAAAUUAAGACGCCCUAUCAACUUAUUUAGAGCUGAAGAGCUUGUUUAUAAUUUAUCGAUAAGUGUUGACGGUUUUGUAACGACGUAUUCGUCGUUAGUGUCCCCAAGUAUAAAAGUUCCAUCUGAGCAUGAAGUAUUGGUGGGAUAUUACCAAAGAUUCAGUAACGAAAAAAGUGGGAGCGUUUACUAUAGAGAAACGGAGGAUGUCAGAACACUUUCCAAAAUAACACAAGAAAUACAAUCGUAUCUUCUUGAUUCUUCUUACCUCGCUACUUCAGCUAUUAUUGUCACUUAUAUGAACCUAUCCACUGUCAAACACGAAUCAUUAAAACAUACCUUUCAAAUUAUCAUUGCAUAUAAUGGCAAGACUAGCAUUGCAAUAGCAAACUAUAUAAGACUUGAUUCAAAGGGUACCUUUGCCGGCUAUUCCAUAAACUCAUGCAAAACAAUAUCAUUUGUUUCUGCUGAAUUUAGCAACGAGUUAGUGAAAACGUCAAAUGUUGCACAUCGAGGAAAGUACAUAUAUAAACUUACAACGACAUUUUGUGCCACACUGACAGAUUUAUAUCCUUGGGGAAUAACUGUCGGUGAUAAAUUUUCAACUCGUCCUCAAGGUGAGUUGAUAUUAAGUAAGCCAAUGCUGCUGUUUUCAAGGAGAGCCAGCUACGUUCAUAUCGGUAGAUACGCAAUUGGAAUUGAUAAGAAGUAUGAUGUACCACGUUCAGAUUUUCGUAUUAUGGGAGAAACUAAACUGACUGAUUCGGAUGUAAUGGUAAUACCGUAUCAAACCAGAGUGCCGUCAAUCUUUUAUUUUAAUAUUUACUUCAGAGAAACCUUCGAUCAAAGAUUUUUAAAAUUGGUAGCCAAAGAUGUCCAACUGUUUACAAAGACAGACUUUAAUGCCACACAAGCCAUUGUAGUAACGUAUAUGGCUAGGGAAGGAGAGGUUACAAAGUUUAGGACAUAUCAAUUAGUCCUGAUAAGCGAUGGCGAAAAAACAUAUGCUGUGUUGACAUACCUUUACGUACCAUCUCGCUACGCAAGGAGUGGAUACUCAGAGCCAUUUUGUGCAAAGAAAUAUUUGCAAUCAUAUACAAAGUAUUUAAGAAAAACUUCUAAUAUUGGAAGACGUGGCCGUCACAUAUUCUUACUAACGGCGAACUGUAAGAUGGCAGACCUUUAUCCUUACGGAACAGACAUGGGUGACAAUUUUUUAAGCAAGCAACGCAAUACACUCAUGAGAUUUAAUUUGAGUAGUGCAACUUUAUUGUUUUCGACCAAAGUAUCUUUUUUAUAUAUAAGUUCGAACGGCUAUAUAUCGACUGAUUUUCUUAAUAAUACACGUGGAAUUGCUUUUGAAACAGAUGUAGUUAUUCUGGCGCCAUACCAUGCAGAUUUGGAUCACACAGUUUCAGGAAACGUUUUCUACCGGGAGGAGAACAGCACGACUUUUCUUAACACGAUAAGUAAAGACGUACAGUUACUUACAAAUGAUGAUUUCGCAGCUACAUAUUCAUUUGUUGUCAGUUAUAUAAAUGUAGCUGCUUACGGUAAUCCUUUAAGGAAGUUUACAUUUCAGAUAGUGUUGGUAAAUAAUGGUACUGUAAGUUAUGUCGUGCUGAAUUAUAUAAAUAUGGAUGAAUCUAAACAUUUCAGUGGAUAUAAAGAAGGAAUAUGUAACCAGAACACAGAACUAUCAAGAAUUCGCAAAUUCACAAGAUUUUCUAAUGUGGGAAUUGGAGGAAGGGUUAUUUAUCAGUUAUCUUCGCCUUACUGUUCUGCUAAGAGGGUACCAAUCUUUUAUCCAUAUGGAGAAGCUCUAGGUGAUUUUGCGAUAACGAGUGAGGGCAGAUUGAAUGACUUUCCAUUAAGUCGCCAGAUGCUGUUUUUCUCCAGUAAAGUUUGGCUCUUAUACGUAGAUGUUAACGGAUUCAUAUCUACAUAUAACGGACAUGAAUUAGGGGAGGAUUACCGACAUCUGCAUGUUUUCUUAGAAGUAUAUCACAAAAAGCUGUCAACUUCCGGCGGUGGAAGAGUAUACUGUCGUGAAACAUUUAAGGAGAGUGAACUAGCCAUGUUAUCUAGGGACAUUGAAGCUCACACAAAAACAAACUAUGCAGCAACACAGGCCGUUAUCGUGACGUAUUACAAUUUAAAUGACACAGAAACUCCACCAGCCUAUUACACCUUCCAAGUUGCUCUUGUGACCGACGACUUUGUAACUUAUGUUAUAUUGAAUUAUAUACAGCUUGGGAAUUCUGGAGGAAUUGUUGGUUAUCGUGAACCAUAUUGCUCUCAAUUAUCCAUUAUUGAACCAGAGAGGAGCAAGAAUCUUUUAAAAGACAGCAACACUGGAAAACCUGGUCAACAUAUAUUUAAAUUAACUACAAAAUGUCGUAAAGCUGAUCUUUAUCCUUAUGGAUCAAGUUAUGGGGAUAAGCUGCUUCCGAGAGGAAAAGAGCUGGUGGAGCACUAUCAACUAAAUCAACCAAUGCCACUUUUUUCGAGUCCUUCUAGAGACUUAUACAUCAGCAGUAAUGGUAACAUAGGCAUCAAUCAGCCACGGUAUGGCGUUCUAAGGAGGUUUGAUGGAGAAAGUACAAUGAUAGUGCCCUACUCUUUAGAAUUUGACACUUCCAUAAGUGGCAAUAUAUAUUACCGGGAAACACUAGAGCCUGAUAUCUUACACAGAACGGAAAUCGAUGUACAAUUGCUGCAUCAGAAUUUCACGCCAACUCAGGCAGUGAUUGUAACAUAUCACGAAGUCCCAUUACGUAGUGAUCCAUUGUUAAAACACACUUUCCAAGUUAUUAUUGCUUCAAACGGUACCCUAACAUACGCAGUAUUUAAUUUCAUCAAACUUGAUCGAAGCCAUGGCUUGUUUGGAUUUGCAGAGAAAUUUUGCUACAUUAAAGAGCAAGAAGCGAAUCCAUUCACACAUAACUUAUCAGAAGACACUAAUGUAGAUACAAAGGGGAAAUUUGUGUAUUUGUUAACAAGAAAAAAUUGCAAAGAAAACGAGAAUGGACUUUACCCAUAUGGAACCUUCCACGGUGAUCAAUAUAUGAAAAAUAUUGACAAUUAUGCAGAAGGUUUUGCCUUACGCUCGGAAAUGUAUCUGUUUUCGAGGAAGAGCAGAAAAAUAUGGAUUAGUACCAAUGGAGUUAUUGCUGUAGAUGCCUAUAUAAAUGAAAGAAAAGUUACCUUACCUUUCAAACAAAAUACAAUUUUAGCUGUAUAUAAUGUAGACCUGGACAAUCGGUAUUCCGGAACAAUUUACUACAGGGAAAGUACAGAAGAGAAUAUCUUAAACCGUGCAAGUAAAGACAUAACGCGUCUUACUGAGCAAAAAUUUGUAGUUAACCAAACCGUGAUUGUUAGUUACAUACACGUUGCCUCUCACAAUAAUCCAACAGAAAGGCAUACAUUUCAAGUAAUACUUGCUUCUGAUGGAACAGAUACAUACGCCAUUUUGAAUUAUAAAGUAUUGGAGACUGAUGAAGCUACAGUCGGUGUAUCAGAACGCUAUUGCGGUUGGACACGGUUUCUCGAACAAACACAGUCAUCCAGAUCGUUAACAGCUUCAUCAAACGUUGGAGUAAAUGGGAAAUACGUGUACUUGCUUACCUCACGGAAGUGUUUAAAAGCUGAUUUAUAUCCAUACGGAGAAGCAAAUGGAGACACAAGAAUGAAGAAUGGUGACAACUACGCAGAGAUGUUGAAAUUAAGCAAACCAAUGCUGUUGUUUUCAAAGCAUGCCACAAAUCUAUUCAUAAACACGAAUGGCGUAAUAUCUGUCAAUAGCAGCGUGACCACGUCAAUAACUAUUCCUUAUUUCCACACACUGCUUGCACCUUACCAUACUGAUUUAGAUACAAAUAUAGGUGGCUCAAUAUUUUACCGAGAAACAUUUAGGGAAGACGUGUUAAACAAAACUAAUAGUGAUGUUCGACGAUACGGUGUAAAGAACUUCACGUCAACUCAAGCAGUUGUAAUAACUUACCUUGAUGUGGCACAUCAUGAUAACGCUAGUAAAAAACACACCUUUCAAAUCAUUCUAGCUACAAACGGAAACGAAACAGCAAGCAUCUUAAUAUACAAAAGGCUUGAUCAAAAGAGUGCUGUUUCUGGAUAUUCAGAAAAUUUGUGCCUUUGGAUGAUGUUCAAUAUUCUGUACAGAUACUACCCAUCAUAUUUCGUCCAUUUAUCCAAUGUUGGCAUCCGAGGCAAAUACGUGCUCAUUCUUACACACAAUAAUUGUUAUGAAGCUGACCGAUUCAAAGCGGACAUGCCAACAGAUGUUAGAGUAACAAGAAAAGGUUACGAUUUUGUUGAGUUGCGCUGGAAACACUAUAGCUCUUUUGAUGCAUACUAUCAACAUCGUUUUGUACUGUACGUCGAGUCCAAUGGCGACUGGUUGGCAAGACGAUAUGUCUACACGUCGAGGUUUGCUAGGAUAGAAGGAUUGCAACAAAAUAAGACAUAUCAUCUUUCAUUAUACUCGGAAAGAGCAGGAUUUUUUAUGCAAGCCGGGUUUUUUGUAAGCAUUGACGUUGAAACGGUACCUCUAUUACCGGUCACAGACGUCCGUAUAAGAUCAGUUGGAUUGCAAAGUUACAUUCAGUGGACAGUUCCCAUUGAGUUACUACAGGAUGUUGUGAUAGCGCACUUUUUGGUGAUACACAACCAAAAUUCUCCUAUAGGGAACUCCUCCACCAGAUUUAUGCUUAACGUUUGUGAAAAUCAGUAUGAGAUAAAUGAAACAGAUCAAUCUGUAAGCAAUAUUACCAUCAUGCCAACUAUCGAUCAUUACAUAGGACCAAAGAAAAAUAAAAGUUACGUAUUUUACCUAGAUAAGAAAGCGCAAAUUGAUGAAUCGGAAAUGGUAGCAAUUAUUGGUUCCGCUAUGGCAAUGAUUUUAGUCGCUACUGUUGUGACGGUGUAUAUUUGGGAUCGAAGAAAUAAGAAAACCAGACGAAAUCUUUUUCUAUUUAGUACUGGUACGACGACGCUUGAUCCAAACAAUACAAUCUUGGAGCAAUCUGGCAGUAUUAACUACGAUAAAAAAUUUGAAUUUCCAAGGAAAAACAUUAACUUAGUGCGACAGCUUGGUGAUGGUGCUUUUGGUGAAGUUUGGUUAGCAACUGCUAGAGGGCUGAAUAGAUUCGAUCCCCGUGGAGGGAAACGCAAAUUUUCACUUCUGGGAAGAAAAGAUAUGAUUGUUGCAGUAAAGUCUUUGAAAGGUAAUGCUAGGGAAAACGAAUACAGGGAUCUAGCCAAUGAACUGAAGCUACUCAUUCACAUUGGGGAACAUCCACAUAUUGUAAAUUUACUUGGUGCUUGCACUAAAAGAAAUAACCUUUUGGUUAUCCUUGAGUAUUGCUCAGAAGGAGCUCUUUUCAAUUAUCUUCGUUUAAAAAGAGAUGAUUUUGAGGAAGUUUGGACUUGUGGUGGAAGUGUAAACAUAACAUUGUAUGACUUAACUUUGAUGGCUGUACAAGUUGCUGAUGGAAUGGUGUUUUUAGAAAAGCAACAAGUUGUGCACCGAGAUUUAGCGGCAAGAAAUAUACUUUUAACUGAAAGGAAAAUUGCUAAGAUAUCGGACUUUGGUCUUGCAAGGACUGCUGACCAAAAAGAAAGUGAGGAUAAAGAAGCAGGAGGUCUUCUCCCGUUUAAGUGGAUGGCACUGGAAUCCCUACAAAACCAGCAGUUUUCUUCGAAAAGCGACGUUUGGUCUUAUGGAGUCUUACUAUGGGAAAUCUAUUCACUUGGUACCACACCAUACUCCGAACUAAACAAUGCAAAUGUGAUGGCAUUUGUAAAGUCGGGUAAACGGAUGAAAAAACCGGAAUAUUGUGACAAUACAGUGUACGAAAUGAUGCUUAGAUGCUGGUCAGCUCCACCAGAAAUGCGACCAGAUUUCGUUGACAUAAAAAACGAGUUGGAACAGACACUGAAAUUUCACGUGAAUUUAUAAAUGGAAAGUAGAAUUGCUCCAUGGAAAUUAAUUAUGACAUGACUUAGCACCGAAACGUUUAUGAAAGCAGCAAAAAAAAACUUUCUGGAAAAAUAAGCAGAAAAUCUUUUUGCGUAAUAUUUAUAUUGUACCAUUUUCUUUAUAAGCAAGAUAAUGUAACGAAAUAAAGUAACCCAUCUCAUUACCAGGGA